Gymnogyps californianus (California condor) is the source of this 5185-nucleotide messenger RNA. It is a transcript of the gene ERCC4, whose product is annotated as ERCC excision repair 4, endonuclease catalytic subunit. The record is from RefSeq and is a predicted model, not a curated record. The transcript has 11 exons. NCBI's taxonomy places the organism in Eukaryota, Metazoa, Chordata, Aves, Accipitriformes, Cathartidae. The coding region runs from base 1 to 2712 and encodes 903 amino acids. Gene Ontology annotation, biological process: double-strand break repair via homologous recombination; resolution of meiotic recombination intermediates; nucleotide-excision repair involved in interstrand cross-link repair. Gene Ontology annotation, molecular function: single-stranded DNA endonuclease activity; damaged DNA binding; single-stranded DNA binding. Gene Ontology annotation, cellular component: nucleotide-excision repair factor 1 complex.
AUGGCGGUGCUGCUGGAGCACGAGAGCCAGAUCUUCCUGGACCUCUUCCACCAGGACGGGCUGGUGAUCUGCGCCCGCGGGCUCGGCAUCGACCGCUUGCUGCUGCGCUUCCUCCGCCUCUACUGCGAACCUGCCAGCCUGGUGCUGGUGCUGAACACCAGCCCCGCCGAGGAGGAGUAUUUUAUUGAUCAGCUAAGGUCAGAUGGAGUUGUUCAUCUUCCUCGGCGUGUUACCAAUGAAAUUACAAAUAAUACUCGGUACGAAUUUUACACAGAAGGAGGAGUUAUCUUUGCAACAAGUCGAAUCCUUGUGGUAGAUUUCCUUACUGACAGAAUUCCUGCAAACCUCAUUACCGGCAUUUUGGUAUACAAAGCGCACAGAAUCAUUGAGUCCUGUCAGGAAGCAUUUAUCUUGCGACUUUAUCGCCAGAAGAACAAGCAAGGCUUCAUUAAAGCUUUUACAGAUAAUGCGGUUGCAUUUAACACUGGCUUUUGCCAUGUGGAAAGAGUGAUGAGAAAUCUUUUUGUCAGGAAACUUUAUCUGUGGCCAAGAUUUCAUAUAGCAGUGAACUCAUUUUUAGAGAAGCAUAAACCUGAAGUGGUGGAAAUACAUGUGUCAAUGACCCCUGCUAUGCUUGCUAUCCAGACUUCAGUCCUCGACAUUUUGAACGCAUGUCUGAGAGAACUCAAACGUUAUAAUCCAGCUCUUGAAGUGGAAGAUCUAUCUUUAGAAAAUGCUAUUGGUAAACCUUUUGACAAGACAAUACGUCACUAUUUAGAUCCUCUCUGGCAUCAGCUUGGAGCUAAGACAAAAUCUUUGGUCCAGGAUUUGAAGAUACUAAGUACUUUGCUACUGUAUCUAACUCAGUAUGAUUGUGUCACUUUCCUUAAUCUUCUGGAGUCACUGAAAGCAAGUGAAAAAGCUUUUGGUGAGAAUUCAGGUUGGCUGUUUCUUGACUCGAGUACUUCAAUGUUUGUAAAUGCUCGAGCUAGAGUUUAUCGCAUUGCAGAUGAGAAACUGAAUCAGAAAGGCAAAGUCUCUGAAAAAAGUGAUGUAAAGAAGGAAAAUGAACUGAAGAGAGAAUUGGUUCUAGAAAGUAACCCAAAAUGGGAAGCUUUGAGAGAAGUACUAAAAGAGAUUGAAAAUGAGAAUAAGAACAGUGAAGACCUUGGUGGUCCAGGGCAAGUGCUUAUUUGUGCCAGUGAUGACCGAGCUUGUGCACAGCUCAGGGAAUAUAUUAUUGCUGGAGCAGAAGCUUUUUUAACAAGACUGUAUAACAAAACCUUCGGAAAGGAUGAGAAAGCUGGAGAAGUGUGGAUUAAGGACAGAAAAGCUGUCAAGUCCAAAGGAAAUGCCAGACCAGACACAGGGCCUCAAGCCAAAAAGGCCAAACUCACAGCUUCUUCAAAACAAAAUAAACACAAGAAGCAGCAAGACCGGACUAUAAUCCAAAUGAUAGGGAAAACUGAGGAGGAAAAGAGAGAGGAUUUAGAGGUGGAAGAUAACAAAGAAUUAAGCAGUAGCCAAGAAAGCAGUAUUGAAGAGAACAUUCCUGAAGAUUUCCAUGUAAACUUACCCUCAGAUUGUUACUACGGUAUUUUCAAGAACCCGCUCACAAUUAUUCAUCCAUUGCAGGGUUGCAGUGAUCCCUAUGCGCUCACUCGGGUACUGCAUGAAGUAGAACCAAGAUACGUUGUAUUAUAUGAUGCAGAACUAACUUUUGUUCGGCAGCUGGAAAUCUACAAGGCAAGCAGGCCUGGGAAGCCUUUGAGAGUUUAUUUCCUCAUAUAUGGGGGCUCAACAGAAGAACAGCGCUAUCUCACAGCUCUGAGAAAAGAGAAGGAGGCCUUUGAAAAACUCAUUCGAGAGAAGGCCAGCAUGGUUAUUCCUGAAGAAAGAGAAGGAAGAGAUGAAACAAACUUAGACCUAGUAAGAGAUGCUAAACCUGCCUCUGUUUCUACUGACACACGCAAAGCAGGUGGACAGGAACAGAAGAAUGUUCAGCAAACUGUAAUAGUCGAUAUGCGGGAAUUUCGUAGUGAGCUUCCAUCACUGAUUCAUCGUCGUGGUAUUGACAUUGAGCCUGUUACUUUGGAAGUUGGAGAUUAUAUUUUAACUCCUGAUAUCUGUGUAGAGCGGAAAAGUAUCAGUGAUCUGAUUGGUUCCUUAAAUAAUGGAAGACUGUAUACACAAUGCAUUUCUAUGUCCCGUUACUAUAAGCGACCAAUUCUCCUGAUUGAAUUUGAUCCUAACAAAUCUUUCUCCUUGAUUCCACGAGGCUCUCUACAUCAGGAAAUUUCCAGUAAUGAUGUUACUUCUAAACUAACCCUUCUUACACUACAUUUCCCAAAGUUACGUAUCCUGUGGUGUCCCUCUCCCCAUGCUACUGCUGAACUGUUUGAAGAGUUAAAACAAAACCAUCCUCAACCUGACGCAGAAACAGCAAUGGCUGUCACAGCAGAUUCUGAAAUUCUUCCCGAGUCAGACAAGUAUAACCCCGGUCCUCAGGACUUUCUAUUAAAAAUGCCAGGUAUUAAUGCAAAAAACUGCCGUGCCUUAAUGAGCCACGUUAAAAGCAUUGCAGAGCUAGUCACACUGUCAAAGGACGAACUCUCCAAAAUUUUGGGUAAUGCUGCCAAUGCCACGCAACUCUUUGACUUUAUUCACCUGACCUAUGGAGAGGCAAUAUCUAAAGGAAAAAACAAAAGAUGACUAAUGAGACUGUUCAACAUAGGGCAUAGAUAAGUUUUUCUUGCACAGUACUUUGGCAAAGUGCAUGAAAUCUUUUAAUGCCCUCUAAGAUAACCAGCUGUUUCUUGCUAAUCCUGUUCCAUCAGUUUUAACAUUUGAGUUAAUUAUUACUGAAGGCAAGUUUCAAGACGAAUAAAAAAUGUUUUUAAUAGGGAAAUGCAAAUUAUUUUUAUUCUUUCUAGGGCACUUUAACCAGUUCUAUAAUAUCACUGAAUUAACUAGAUUUCUUCACCAAGUCCAUAAGAAUUAAGUGCUAAGACUAACUGAUAAAGGUGUUUUCUUUUGAAAGUUAUGAUGUCUUGUUAAAGCUAAAAAUGUACUGUGUUUUGAUUAGUAUGUGUGACCUGUUGCAUGAUACAUCACUUUGCUUUUGCCUUUUUUAUUAAUGUCUUACUGUCUGGAAACUGCCAAUUUUCGAUUGACAGCAAUGGAGCUAUUUGAAACACAUUGUGGUCUUUUGUCAGGAGUUCGUUUAGGAGAACACACUUGGACUCAAUUGUGAAUUUUAGAACAUCACCAUAAGCCUUUGUCACAGUAAACUACAAUUGUGUGGUACGUUCUGCGUUGUAUUUGCUUACUUCACUAGAAGUUACACUUUCUUUUUUGACAUUCCAAAGUCAGUCCAGCUCUGUCUUGGUAGAUUUUGCAAAGUGCGUUCCUUUGGUCUAGACUGGAUAGAGAUUCUGUGGUGGCACAAUACAACUUAAUUCUCAGCGUGCCUUACUUAGACUUUUAAGAUGCUUUAUUUUUUUAAUCAGUUUUGAUAGCUCUUUCACCUCAUUCACUUGAAAGUGAAAAAUCUAGGUAUACCAUUGGGACUAUUCCUUUUAUACCAGACCAUAUUUCCUCUCAUAAAAUGCAAUAGUUUUCUAAGUAAGGUUUUCCAAAAGUGUUGACAGUUCUUCCAAUAUUGUCUUCUUUCUGUGUCCUACUGCACUUGCAUUUUAAUGUCUUAAAUAGACCAUCUGUCAGGAAAUUCAGUAAAGCUAUUGUCACCUGGAAGAUAAAACUUUCAGCAUUCUGUGUAGCAUAAAACAGGGAAAAAGUUACUCUUCUUCUGAUAGUUUGUGAAUGUGUAUAUUGUUAAAAACGUAUAUUCUGCAGUGAACUUUCAUAUGACAACUAUGUAACAAACUGCCAUUGCCAAAAGGGUUGGUCCUGUGUCAUUACAUGCUAAUGUAUUUACAUUAGCUAUUUACAAAACCUCUAUCUAUAAUGACUUGCACAUAUGUAUUUAUACGAUUCUAAUGCUAACAACAGAUCAAUAUAAUCUCCAUCAUUGAAGGAGAAAAUAUUGAUUUUCUGUAUUCAGGUUCAGUAAAAACUGUACUGUGCACUUUCAAGUUUAAUGUUUACUGUGCAUUUUAAAUGUGAAUUAUGAAUUUGUUAACUUACAGUCUAGGACUGAGCUGUGACAGAUUUCCAAAGUGAACAUUUUUCUGCAGAUGCAAAUUUCAGUAUUAAAUACAUCCAUAAGAAGAUUAAAAUAUGUUAAUUAUCUUGUUUCUCAUUUGGCUGUAUUUAUAUCAGAACAUUUUUAUUUUUAGUGUGUGGUUUAUAAUCUAGAUCUUAGGGUUUCUAUUGCCCUAUAUUCUAAUUUAUUUCAUUUAAUAUAAAGAAGUCUUUCCAUGAGACUUUUGCUUAUUCAAAGCAAUAAGGUCAGAAAUGUUCAGGGUUGAGAAUGCCUGUAAAAUGGUGCUAAGAGAACAGAAAAUCAGAGUAAGAACAUAACUGUCCUGAAUGCAUGGCCUAUAGGGCCUGAUUCAGAAAAAGAGAGCUGAACAACCUUUGAAAACAUGUAUUGUUCGUGCAUUUGCAUCAUUAAGAUGUUACACGAACUGUGGGUUUGGGUUUUUUUCAGAUGUACUGCAUCUCAGCUUUGUCAGUGGGGUUUUUUUGCUUAGAUUUGUAUAAGGUGAAAAUGAAGGGUAUAUGAAGAGGUUAUAAAGUUGUAGCUUUGUGUUGUACACUAGAUCAAAGUCACAAUGCAAUUAAAUAAUUAAUAUUUGCUAAAUAUUUAGAUUAAAUUACCUUUUGUUUAUAUAUGUGAAAUUUUUGUAAUCUUUUUUUUUUUUUUUCCCAAUGCAGGAUUUGGCUUUUUCUUUAAAACAACCACAAGUAAUGUUGUAUGUUAUUACUGCUUAUUUGUGAUUUGGCAUUUUACUGUAUUAGGUUAGGUUGCAAGUUAGUGGUGUGUCCUUCUGGGGCAGUAGGUACACAUUGUGAACAAAGGUGGAAGAGAUCUUGUCUCCUGAAACACUUAACCCUGAAAUAACCAAGCCAAAGAGUCUACCUGUAUGCAGACGCAACAAAAUGUUUGGGUGAAAGACAAAAAUCCUUAGGAUGCAUUCCCUGGCCUUAUGGUGUUCUUUAGCUUGCUUUCAUCAACAGUAAUGAAAUUUUGUAUAUCUUGUCAUUGCUUGAUGUUUUAAGU